Molecule: messenger RNA, 1236 nt
Organism: Cololabis saira (Pacific saury)
Lineage: Eukaryota; Metazoa; Chordata; Actinopteri; Beloniformes; Belonidae
Gene: tsfm
Product: Ts translation elongation factor, mitochondrial
Exons: 6
Coding region: 101-1030 (309 amino acids)
Biological process (GO): mitochondrial translational elongation
Cellular component (GO): mitochondrial matrix
Molecular function (GO): protein binding; translation elongation factor activity
Source: RefSeq, a predicted model, not a curated record
CAAACCUUUUUGUCCCUGAACGUCUUCCGUCUUUCCGCAGCGUGGAUUUCAAUGACAUUCAUUCAGUUUUCGUAAGACUUCUUUAUUCUAGGUUUUAAGGAUGUUGUUAUCCUUUUUAUUCAGAACUGUUUUAAGAGAUGCUGCAAAGGGCAACAUUUGCCAGCAUGUUAAGUGUUUUCACUCAGGAUCUCAGCUGCUGUCAGCAGACAAAGCCCUCCUGAUGAAACUGCGGAAAAGCACCGGCUACACUUUCAUUAACUGCAAGAAGGCGCUGGAGAAGUUUGAUAAUGACAUCGUACAGGCUGAAACCUGGCUACAUGAGCAGGCACAGAAGGAGGGCUGGAGUAAAGCAAACAAGCUGGAGGGCCGAAGAGCCAAAGAAGGUCUCAUUGGUCUGUUUGUUGGGGACAAAGCUGCAGUGAUGGUGGAGGUGAACUGUGAGACAGACUUUGUCGCCCGCAAUGAAAAGUUUCAGCAGCUGGUAAAGGAUGUGACCUUUGCUACUUUGGCUCACCAUCGGAAUAAAACGCAACGCCAGGAAGGAUAUGUGAAGAGUUUCCUUGCGGGAGAUGAGUUGAGCAAACUCAGCACAGGGGAAGGAACUUCACUGGCCGACCAGGUGGCUCUCACAAUAGGUCGCCUUGGAGAGAACAUGUCAGUUAAGCGGGCGGUAGCGGUGGGGGUCCCAGCUGACUGGCACUUUGGCUCAUAUGUACACGGCGGUGUCGGUGGCCAGAAUGAGGUGGCCAUGGGCCGAUAUGGUGCUCUAGUCGUAUUUCAGGGAGGAAAGGAAGGAGAACAAGACAUGCUGGGUCGCAAGCUCGGACAGCAUAUAGUGGGAGAGGCCCCCCUGUCCCUGGGCAACAUGGAUGAUCUCCCCUGUGGUGAAAGUGAGACACGUCUCCUUCCUCAGACUUUCCUGUCAGACCCCAGCAGGACUGUGGCCCAGUUCCUCGCGGGCAAGCAAGCUCGGGUCCUGGACUUUGUCCGAUUUCAGUGUGGCGAGGCAGCCGGUGAAGAAACAAAAUGAAAAGGAGAAUUUAGAAGAAUUUCUCCAGUAUGUUUAAUAUGUAUUAGGAGGAAUUUCAAGUGCUCAUUUAUUGUUACAACUUCAGUUACUCUGCAUCAUCAUGAAUUUGAAAGCAGAAGGGCCUGAUGGAAAUUACAAACUCAACAAUAAAAAUGAUUCUCCUAAAAACGUGUCCCUUAGUAUUUGACUUAACUGUAUAUUUACUU